AUGGUCUCUGUCUUCCGGAGCGAGGAGAUGAGCCUGAGGCAGCUCUUCCUGCAGGUGGAGGCUGCCUACUGCUGCGUGGCUGAGCUCGGGGAGCUGGGGCUGGUCCAGUUCAGAGAUCUGAAUGUGAAUGUCAACAGCUUCCAGAGAAAGUUUGUGAAUGAAGUGAGGAGGUGCGAAUCCUUGGAGAGAAUCCUGCGCUUUCUGGAAAAUGAGAUGGAAGAGAAUGUUGAGAUAGUCCAAGGAGAAAAGUACCCAGAGACCCCCCUACCUCGGGAAAUGAUUGAUAUGGAGACAGUACUGGAGAAACUUGAAGCUGAGUUGCUGGAAGCCAACCAGAACCAGCAAACACUGAAGCAAAACUUCCUUGAGUUGACAGAGCUCAAACAUCUGCUGAAGAAAACCCAGGACUUCUUCGAGGCAGAAACCAAUCUGCCAGAUGACUUCUUCAGUGAAGACACAUCUGGAUUGCUGGAGCUGAGAAGCACUCCUGCUGCUACAGCUGCCAAGCUGGGAUUCACAGCAGGGGUAAUAAAGAGGGAGAGGAUGAUCCCCUUUGAGCGUUUACUGUGGCGAGCCUGCAGGGGAAACAUCUACCUGAGAUACACAGAAAUGGACACCCCCAUGGAGGACCCUGUGACAAGAGAAGAGGUGAAGAAGAACGUGUUCAUUAUCUUCUAUCAAGGAGAGCAGCUUAAACAAAAAAUCAAGAAGAUUUGUGAUGGAUUUCGUGCCACAGUCUAUCCUUGUCCAGAGUCUGCCACCGAGCGCCGAGAAAUGCUUGAUGGAGUCAACACAAGGAUCGAGGACUUAAACACUGUGAUAACACAAACCGAGUCCCACCGCCAACGGCUGCUGCAUGAGGCGGCAGCCAACUUGUGGUCCUGGGGUAUCAAGGUGAAGAAAAUCAAGGCCAUCUACCACAUCCUGAAUUGCUGUAACAUCGAUGUCACCCAGCAGUGUGUCAUUGCAGAGAUCUGGUUCCCAGUGGCUGACGCUGACCGGAUAAAAAAAGCUCUCCAUCAAGGAAUGGAACGCAGUGGCUCCACGAUUGCCCCCAUCCUCACUGCCAUACACACCAGGAUGGCACCACCCACCUUCAACAGGACCAACAAGUUCACAGCUGGAUUUCAGAAUAUCGUGGAUGCGUAUGGCGUGGGCAACUACAGGGAGAUGAACCCAGCUCCCUACACUAUCAUUACUUUCCCCUUCUUGUUUGCGGUGAUGUUUGGGGACUGUGGCCAUGGUGCUGUCAUGCUGGGCUUCGCACUCUGGAUGGUCAUUAAUGAGAAGAGCCUUCUGGCCCAGAAAAGCACUAAUGAGAUCUGGAACACCUUUUUCAGCGGGCGCUACCUGAUCCUGCUCAUGGGCAUUUUCUCCAUGUACACUGGCUUCAUCUACAAUGACUGCUUCUCCAAAUCGUUCAACUUCUUUGGUUCUUCCUGGCAUAUCAUCCCCAUGUUUAAAAAUAACACUUGGAAUAAGGAUGUGCUUCUAGACAACACAGUGCUGCAGUUGGAUCCAGCAGUCCCAGGAGUUUACUCUGGAAAUCCAUAUCCAUUUGGAAUAGAUCCGAUCUGGAACGUUGCAUCGAACAAGCUGACUUUCCUGAACUCCUACAAAAUGAAGAUGUCGGUUGUCAUAGGGAUUGUGCACAUGAUUUUUGGGGUGAUACUCAGUCUCUUCAACCACAUCUACUUCAGGAAAUACAUAAACAUCAUCCUUCAGUUCAUUCCAGAGAUGAUUUUUAUUAUCUCUCUCUUUGGCUACCUGGUCUUCAUGAUUAUUUUCAAAUGGUGUCAUUUUGAUGUCCAUUCAUCCCAGAGUGCACCAAGCAUCCUCAUCCACUUUAUCAACAUGUUUCUGUUCAAUUAUAGUGACACUUCAAAUGCUCCAUUGUAUCUGCAUCAGAAAGAAGUGCAGAGUUUCUUGGUCAUAUUUGCUCUGAUUGCUAUUCCCUGGAUGCUCCUAAUUAAACCUUUCAUCCUCAGAGCCAACCACCAGAAAGCGCAGCGCAUGAUCCAUUCUCAAGCCAUCUCAGGAAACUCAGGAGGUGAAAAUGAGGCAGAUGUCCCAGAGACCAAUCACUCCAAGAAAGCUUCCCAGGGAGACCACAGUGGUGGCCAUGAAGGACAUGAGGGUGAUGAUGAAGAGUUCAAUUUUGGAGACAUAUUUGUCCACCAAGCUAUCCACACCAUUGAAUACUGCCUUGGCUGCAUCUCCAACACAGCCUCCUACCUGCGACUCUGGGCUCUGAGCUUGGCCCACGCACAGCUGUCAGAGGUCCUUUGGACCAUGGUGAUGCACAACGGGCUCAGCAGCAGCGGCUGGGCAGGGCUCAUCGCCAUCUUCAUCAUCUUCGCAGCGUUUGCAGUGCUGACAGUAGCCAUCCUGCUGGUCAUGGAGGGGCUCUCAGCCUUCCUACACGCCUUGCGCCUGCACUGGGUGGAAUUUCAGAACAAGUUCUACGUGGGAGCUGGGUACAAAUUUUCUCCGUUCUCCUUCAGUCACAUCAUCAAUGGCACUGCAGAAGAGUAA
Messenger RNA from Pseudopodoces humilis (Tibetan ground-tit), 2535 nucleotides. RefSeq names its product ATPase H+ transporting V0 subunit a4 (gene ATP6V0A4). Gene Ontology annotation, cellular component: vacuolar proton-transporting V-type ATPase, V0 domain; plasma membrane; vacuolar proton-transporting V-type ATPase complex. Gene Ontology annotation, molecular function: proton-transporting ATPase activity, rotational mechanism; ATPase binding. The record is from RefSeq and is a predicted model, not a curated record. Lineage: Eukaryota; Metazoa; Chordata; Aves; Passeriformes; Paridae. Gene Ontology annotation, biological process: vacuolar acidification; proton transmembrane transport.